This is a messenger RNA of Alternaria atra, 615 nucleotides long. RefSeq lists its product as uncharacterized. Bases 1 to 615 code for a protein of 204 amino acids. Lineage: Eukaryota; Fungi; Ascomycota; Dothideomycetes; Pleosporales; Pleosporaceae. The record is from RefSeq and is a predicted model, not a curated record. The transcript is spliced from 2 exons.
AUGUCUGGCUUCAGCAACGCGGAUACCGGCUCCAAGAAUGCCGACCCUUACACCCAGAAGAACAUCGAGGAGCCCUCUCUUAAAGAGAAGUGCGAGGACCUGCUCAACUUCGUCGACAAGACCAAGUUCUGCCUGUUGACCACACAGGUUGCAGACAGCGACCUCCUGGCCUCAAGAGCCAUGGCUGUUGCUGCCAAGGAGGGACAUGGCUUCGACCUCCUUUUCCACACCAACACCGAGUCCGGCAAGACCGACGACUUGAAGGAGCACAAGUCCGUCAACAUCGGCUUCAUCAACAGCUCCGGCGAGUGGGCAUCCAUUUCCGGUCACGCUUCCAUCGAGACAGACCGUGAUGUCGUCCGCAAGCACUAUUCACCAGCGCUCAAGGCCUGGAUCGGUGAUCUCGGCGACGGCACACACGACGGUGGCCCAGAAGACCCGCGUAUUGGCAUCAUCCGCGUCAAGGUCAGCACGGCACAGUACGCUAUCUCCAAGAGGACACAGAUCGGUGGCUUUGUGGAGCUAGCAAAGGGCAUUGCGACUGGAGAGGCACCAAGCGUCAACAAGCUGAGGCACCUUGAUGAGGCGGAGAUCCAACAGUACAGGUCUCAGUAG